Haemorhous mexicanus (house finch) is the source of this 1114-nucleotide messenger RNA. It is a transcript of the gene ATP5MC1, whose product is annotated as ATP synthase membrane subunit c locus 1. The record is from RefSeq and is a predicted model, not a curated record. The coding region runs from base 149 to 1099 and encodes 316 amino acids. NCBI's taxonomy places the organism in Eukaryota, Metazoa, Chordata, Aves, Passeriformes, Fringillidae. Gene Ontology annotation, molecular function: proton transmembrane transporter activity. The transcript is spliced from 5 exons. Gene Ontology annotation, biological process: proton transmembrane transport; proton motive force-driven ATP synthesis.
CGACCAAUGGGAAGGGUGGGCUCGGGCGCGCGCGCGCGGCGGCAGCCAAUGGGAACGGAGGACGCCGGGGGGGACACGGCCAAGGUGACGCUGCCCACAGAGCCGCCGCCGCCGCCGGCCCGAGCGGACCCCGCGCAGACCCAGCAAGAUGCAGGCUCCCGUGGCUCUCCUCGGCUCCCCAGCGCUGUUCCGCUGCUGCUCCAGGGCUCUGGCCAGGCCCGUGUCCGUGGCUGUGUUCAGCAGGCCUGAGGAGAGCACGCAGGUGUCGCUGCCCGCGCAGCCGCGGCGGCAGUUCCGCAGCACGGCGCUGGCCCGGGACAUCGACACGGCCGCCAAGUUCAUCGGGGCCGGCGCCGCCACCGUGGGCGUGGCGGGCUCGGGGGCGGGGAUCGGCACCGUCUUCGGGAGCCUCAUCAUCGGCUACGCCAGGAACCCCUCCCUGAAGCAGCAGCUCUUCUCCCCAUUCCCAAUCCCCCAUUCCCAAUCCCACAUUCCCCCAUUCCCAUUCCAGGAACCCCUCUCUGAAGCAGCAGCUCUUCUCUCCCAUUCCCAAUCCCCCAUUCCCCCAUUCCCAAUCCCACAUUCCCAUUCCCAAUCCCCCAUUCCCAAUCCCACAUUCCCCCAUUCCCAUUCCAGGAACCCCUCCCUGAAGCAGCAGCUCUUCUCCCCAUUCCCAAUCCCAUAUUCCCCCAUUCCCAAUCCCCCAUUCCCAUUCCCAAUCCCCCAUUCCCAUUCCCCCAUUCCCCAUUCCCAAUCCCAUAUUCCCCCAUUCCCAAUCCCCUAUUCCCAAUCCCCCAAUCCCACAUUCCCCCAUUCCCAUUCCAGGAACCCCUCCCUGAAGCAGCAGCUCUUCUCCCAAUCCCCCAUUCCCAAUCCCACAUUCCCAAUCCCACAUUCCAGGAACCCCUCCCUGAAGCAGCAGCUCUUCUCCCCAUUCCCAAUCCUAUAUUCCCCCAUUCCCAAUGCCCCAUUCCCAUUCCAGGAACCCCUCCCUGAAGCAGCAGCUCUUCUCCCCAUUCCCAUUCCCCCAUUCCCCAUUCCCAAUCCCAUAUUCCCCCAUUCCCAAUGCCCCAUUCCCAUUCCAGGAACCCCUCCCUGAAGCAGCAGCUCUUCU